Molecule: messenger RNA, 965 nt
Organism: Sitodiplosis mosellana (orange wheat blossom midge)
Lineage: Eukaryota; Metazoa; Arthropoda; Insecta; Diptera; Cecidomyiidae
Product: beta-galactosidase-like
Exons: 6
Biological process (GO): carbohydrate metabolic process
Cellular component (GO): vacuole
Molecular function (GO): beta-galactosidase activity
Source: RefSeq, a predicted model, not a curated record
GUUCGCUGAGAAUUUGAGUUUGGAUUUUCAUUCAGUCCAGUGUUGUACAUUGAAUAAAAGUUUGAUUGUUGUUUUCUACCAUUUGAAACAAUGCGAACAUUUUCACUGAUCGUGAUUUUUGCUGUUGUCGGAACCAAGUGGAUAGCAGCUAUUCGCACGCAGGAGAGAUCGUUUCGUGUGGACUAUGAAAACAAUCGCUUUCUGAAAGACGGUCAACCGUUUCGGUUUGUUUCAGGCUCGUUCCACUACUUUCGAGCUCUGCCACAAACGUGGCGCGAGAAGUUGCGCACACUUCGAGCAUCGGGUUUGAAUGCAGUUACCACUUAUGUUGAAUGGUCGUUGCACAAUCCUCGCGACGGCACCUAUGUUUGGGAUGGAAUCGCCGAUGUUGAGCAGUUAAUUCGACUGGCGGCUGAGGAAGAUUUGCUGGUUAUUCUGAGGCCAGGUCCAUAUAUUUGUGCCGAACGUGAUAUGGGAGGACUUCCAUUUUGGCUUCUAUCAAAGUAUCCAAAAAUCAAACUUCGUACAAGUGAUCCGGAUUAUUUGAGAGAGGUUCGCAUUUGGUAUGAGAAACUAAUGCCACGCUUCGAAAGUCUUCUCUAUGAAAAUGGUGGUCCAAUCAUAUUGGUGCAAGUCGAAAAUGAGUAUGGUGCGUUUCAAUGUGACAAAAACUACUCGGUUUGGUUGAGAGAUGAAACCCAGAAAUAUGUUGGCGAUAAAGCAGUUCUCUUUACCAAUGACAUGACUGGAGAAAAACAUUUAAAAUGUGGAAAAAUUGAAAAUGUUCUCGCUUCAUUGGACUUCGGAGUUGGGAGCAGAAGUGCGUACAAGAUAUACUGGCAAUGGCUGAGAAAAUAUCAACCAAAUGGACCGCUGGUUAAUGCAGAGUUUUAUCCCGGCUGGUUUACUCACUGGCAAGAACCUGCUCAAAAAGUUGACGCUGCAAAGGUUGCUGAGAGCCUGAG